Molecule: messenger RNA, 2899 nt
Organism: Alligator mississippiensis (American alligator)
Lineage: Eukaryota; Metazoa; Chordata; Crocodylia; Alligatoridae
Gene: FXYD6
Product: FXYD domain containing ion transport regulator 6
Exons: 8
Coding region: 208-495 (95 amino acids)
Biological process (GO): regulation of sodium ion transmembrane transporter activity
Cellular component (GO): membrane
Molecular function (GO): sodium channel regulator activity
Source: RefSeq, a predicted model, not a curated record
AGCUGCCCCGCUCUAGUUCUGGGGCACAUCUGCCCUGCCUGCUAUUACAUUAGUGCAGCAGUGAUUGCAUCGGAGAUGGUCCUCGCCUGAAGGCCUAGCCUGGCUGUUGUGUCUGCUUUGCCAGGCACCGGUUGCAGGGUUGCGCUGGGUGCUGUGGACUGCGGUGGGGCAUCAGAGCACAGACCCCCAGUGUCACGUCAUGCAGCCAUGGAAAUGGUGCUGAUCUUCCUGUGCUCCCUGCUGGUGCCUGUGGUCGUAGCGGAUGCUGCUGAUCAGGAGAAGGAAAAAGACCCCUUCAACUAUGAUUACCAGAACCUGAGGAUCGGCGGCCUGGUGUUUGCGGUGGUCCUGUUCUUGGUUGGCAUCCUCCUUAUACUAAGCAGGAGAUGCAGAUGCAGUUUUAACCAGAAGCCCAGAGCACCGGGGGAUGAGGAGGCUCAGGCUGAGAACUUGAUUGCCUCAAAUGCAACAGGAGCGCAAAAAGCAGAGAACUGAACUAGAGCCAUGAGACCCAGAGACCUGAGGACAGACGCUCAGACCCGAACGCGAGUGACCUGCCAGCAAACAGAACUGACGGCACCAGGUCCUUCCCAGGAGAUGCCAAGAAGCUGUGUCUGUGUUGCUCUCUGUACUUAACACUGGUUCUCUAGCUGCCAACCCAGCGGGACUCCCCCCGCCGUCCCGCCUGCCCGCCCGCCCGCCAGCCCGCCCACCGUAGCCUGUGAUGUUCGUGUGUAAUGGCCAUCGCCUCUAGGACUAGUCAUUGCUGCUGUUGUGUUAGUGAGUUCUUUCCCCGUUCCCAGUGCGGUUCCCGUGGUACACAGCCACGUGAGAGUGACAGGAUGUGCUUCCUACCCCCUCCCGAGAGCGCCCGUGCAAGGGGAGCCGGCCUUUGCCUUCCUGUGCGGGGGGCAGAGGCUUUUCAGGGGUGUCUCUCGGCACUGGGACGCCGGGGUGCAUCCUGGGGCUCCCACUAACCUGGCUCGUUGGCAGGGCAGGGUCCUGGGGGCAGGGACCUCUACUCGGCCAGGUUUGGGACACGCCAUGAGCGUGGACGGUGCUGCAUAAUCGACGAUGAUACCAUCCUCACGGUUAUGGAGCCCUCCUCGCAAAGCAGGAGCUGGGUGUGUGCAGGGCCCUGGGGGAACGCUCCCCCCACCGUCCAGACCCACACACAUGCAGUCCCUGGGCAGGGGCCAGCUCCCUCCCUCCCUGCGCCCUCGUGGACCCGUCCUGUCUCCGAGCACUGCCUCUUGGAGGUGAGGGACCCACCGGUUGGGAAGAGCACGGGCCUUGGCACUGGGGCUGGGCGGCUCCAGCCUGGCCACGCUCGACUCUCGGUGGGGAAGGGGAAUCGGCCGGGCGCAGACAGGCCUCGCCCCCAGCCCGUGCAGGGAGGGGGCAGUGCUCAACCCGAACUCACAUCAACGUCUCCGUUUUCCAUCCUGCAAAGCCUGCAGCCAGGCGAGACGCCCCGGCUCCAGGGAGUCUCAGGGCUGGGUGCUGCUCCCACGCUCGGAGGCAGCUGCAACCCCGGGCCUUCCCGGCCACACGCGGUACCACGCCGAUGCCCCUGCCCUCCUCGUGGCGCCCGUGCUGGUGCCAUGGCUGUCAAUGCACGGGUGUGCAGCGUGCAUGCUGAGGACAUUAGCUACAAGGCAUCCACGCAGGCAGUGAUGGGGGGAGCGCACGAGCCAGCUGCCUGCAUGGCGCGGCCUGCACCUGCAGCCGGGGAGAGCGCUCUGGAGGCAGCCCGUGCCAGGUCCUCCUGCCCCACUUGCCCCAGAGCCAAGACCAGCCCCGCUCCCUGGCAUGGCAGCUCCCACCUGGGGUCCUGCAGGCACUGCUGGGGGAGGUUGAACCAUCUCUAAGGGCUAAAGGCAGCUGUCCCAGAGCUGUCUCUCUCCUUGCUAAGCCAGGACAGGGCUCCAGGGAGUGCCAUGCCCGGCUGAUGCCAGUGGGAUUUACUGCCGCAGCCCAGGGCGCUGGGCCCUCGCUGCGGGUGCAGCCCCCGUGCUGCCCCUCUGCCUGGGCUGGCGAAGCUCCAGGGCUCAGGCAGGGUUCCUGCCGGCUGGGGUCUGCCCCUGCACCGGUGGGCAGGGCUCCCAGCCCCAAAGGGCUUCAGCAGGGGAGGGGAUGCUGUGCACUGGCCUGCGGCUUCGGCCAUACACAGCUGUGCAGAAGCCCAGCCCAGCCCAGCCCAGCGCCGUGCUGCGAGGGUCCCGGAGACACACGAGCCCGCGGGAGGGGAGGAAUGGGGUGAGAAGAAGAAAAGAAAGCAAGCUUCAGACCCUCCAGGCAGGCUGGGGUCCGUUCUGGGCAGGCCGAGAGAGCGGCUCCCCUUCGCCUCUCCCCACUGCGCUGCCCCAGCCUCCUGCACAGGCGAAGGUCCGAACCCCUGGCCCCAUCCCCAGCGCCCGUCCCCCCGCGGCCGUGGAGGUGGGAAGCACAUGCUAUACAUGCUGUCCACAGGCGCGAGGCCGAGCGCAUGUGCUGUGUACCCCGUGCCCCGUGCCCCGUGCGAGCCGUCCAGGCCCUGCUCUGGUCCUUCCCCUCUCAGUUAUGCACCACAGAUUCGAGCAGGCAAACCAGCGCGUGCCCGCCCAGCCCAGCCCAGCCCAGCCCAGCCCAGCCCCGUGUGUUAGCUGUGUGUCCGUCACGCGUCCUGUGUUCGGAGUGACUUCGGUGUCUGUAGUGUGCAGUCGGUAUAACGAGAUUUCAAGUCGUCUGUGUAGAAAAUGGCAAAAUCUGAGUGUUGUGAACUCCAACUCAACUAGCCCAGCUGUGUGUGUUCAUUCUAAAAUAGGCCAACCGUGCUGCUGUGAUACAGGACUGUUGUAUUUUGUGCUGUGACCCAGAACCCAAGGGGAAAGAAGAAUAAAAUAUCAUUUCUACCUUA